Molecule: messenger RNA, 1971 nt
Organism: Filobasidium floriforme
Lineage: Eukaryota; Fungi; Basidiomycota; Tremellomycetes; Filobasidiales; Filobasidiaceae
Exons: 3
Coding region: 1-1971 (656 amino acids)
Source: RefSeq, a predicted model, not a curated record
AUGUCCGGCUCCGUCGGCCAAGAAAAUUGCGGGCAGGCCGCUACGCCGCUUGACCCUGAAUUCUCAUUCACGGCUCAAAGGGGAGGCUCGGUAGUCGGGUCUUCAUCAUUCGCGUCGUCCAAGUCUACAUCUACACCUACGCCAUUUCCUGCUUCGACACCUGCUCCUCCACUCUCUUCUCUUCCGCCAUGGACGGGUCGAACGAUGUUUACAUCUACGAUGAACCCUUUUCCGCCAUGCACGUUCUCGCCUCAGUCGACACCGACCUUGACGACUACGACGAAGACUGCUUCUGUCUUUACGUCUUAUGCCGGAGCUGGAGGAUCUUUCUUGACUACACCUACGAAAUCCUCGAGUUCCUUGUCUACGUCUAUCAAGUCGCCUCGCUCUCCUCCUAUCUUUACUAUGCCUGAUGCAUAUAUGCCUCGUACGACGCGCGGUACCGGGCCGGCAGUAUCCAGCCUCUUCCCGCCAGGCGAGGACAUCACUGAUGUCGACAGGCAUGCUGCUGCGUCCGGCCAGAGCGGUAUCCCACCUGUCAAAGCUGAUCCUACCGAGACCGGGACCAACUCCGUGACUACGCCCCUUACCCCGAUCAGCUCCUCCAAUCAAGACGCCCACAAUCACCUGCCGAUUGCGUUGACUGAGACCUUCUACCCGUAUUCGACCACGAAGACCUUGCCCAAUCACACUGUAGCACCGUGCAUGGCCUCGACAGCAACGCCUUGCCCGAACGCAUUGACUCCGAUCCCGGACGAGCUGAUGAUCUUGAUCUACUCAUAUUGCCCACGAUCGACGCUCUUGAACUGUAUGCUGGUGGAUCGCCGGCAGUUCUCGCUCGUGAUUCCGAUCGCUUGGAGGAUAGUACGGUCGCCAGAGACUAAUUUGAAGCAGCUGAGGGGCUUGGGGAGCCGGGCGAGAGGGUCCGAAAAUGAUCCGGAGGGUCAUUGGGGACAUGCUCGAUCGCGAGUCUACCUUGCAGCAAUCCGUAACUACGUCACCACAUCCCGAUCCCACUUCAGCGAACGUUUCAACGUUCAGGAGGAGCUGCCCUUCCUAUCGGAUCAAUGCCCUGAUAUCCGAAGGGUAGAGAUCGCAUAUGGGAAUGUGAUCCGUCUAGUUCUUCAUCGUCAAGCCGGUACGAGUGAAUGGACGGACCUGGAGAUGAUCGUCACGAACGUCACGAAAUUUAUGCAAGCGGAGGAUGACCAGAGCUACGCAUCGUGGUUCUCGGAAAUGCUCUGGCCAUGGCAAAUUUCGGAAGGACGAACUGCAUUGUCAGGCCUCCGACUUAUCCGGCUCGCAGUCGAGGACUCGAUGGAUCAUCACCAUCGGUUUGCGUAUUUUCUCGAUUGGAUUCGACCCUACACGCGUCAUUUGGGAACACUCGAGAUCGGUCCCGAGCUUUGUGGACUUGCAGAGGAUAGAAUGGUGGACAACGUCAUUUUGUUGCUUCAACUUCGACCUUCCAUUCACAAGUUGCAUCUCUGCGGUACCACUACAUCCGCCUUGGUCGCAAGGAUCAUCAACACCUCCACCUCAAACUUGGAAGAACUUGCUCUCUGCGCAUACUUACCGUCUUACGUCUUCGAGCACUCGGACGAUUAUGAUGACGAGGAAAACUCCCAGUAUCAGUCGUCGCUUAGAUCACGAUCGAUUACGGAUAAGCACCCGGAGUUGGUGCGAUCGAUUGACGCGAUUGAUCGGCUGAAAAGACUCGUACUCUACGUCAAUCCCGGAGAAAUCAACUGGCAGCUAGGUCGCUUCAAGAACGAAAAACGUGAACAUGCGCCUACAGAUUGCUUGGACAUUUUUCCCGUUCCUAAGUCAUGCCCUAUAUCGCUCGCUCACAUCGACGAUAUCGUCUUUGGCAAAGAUCCUUACCAUCCUUUUCCACACCAAAAAUGGCAUGAUCAAUGGUUGAAGGAUAUGGAAGAGGCGUUGCGCGAAAAACGGGAGAAUUCGAGGUAG